Messenger RNA from Suncus etruscus (white-toothed pygmy shrew), 3997 nucleotides. RefSeq names its product solute carrier family 16 member 12 (gene SLC16A12). Gene Ontology annotation, biological process: transmembrane transport; monocarboxylic acid transport. Gene Ontology annotation, molecular function: monocarboxylic acid transmembrane transporter activity. Lineage: Eukaryota; Metazoa; Chordata; Mammalia; Eulipotyphla; Soricidae. The record is from RefSeq and is a predicted model, not a curated record.
UAGCAUUCUAUGACAAUCUUGAAUGCCAACGGAAAGCUCCUGGACAGCAAACUCUUCCAAGAUCUUAACUGGACUGUUGAGUAUUGGUAAAGAAGAGAAAAAGAUCAGAACGAUGGCAAGAGCAAACAGAGUGCUGUCUGUCUCCCCUCCAGAUGGGGGCUGGGGCUGGAUGAUUGUAGCUGGCUGUUUCCUUGUCACCAUCUGCACCCGGGCAGUUACCAGAUGCAUCUCAAUAUUUUUUGUGGAAUUCCAGACAUAUUUCUCUCAGGAUUAUGCACAAACAGCAUGGAUCCAUUCCAUUGUAGACUGUGUGACCAUGCUCUGUGCACCACUUGGGAGUGUGGUCAGUAACCAUUUAUCCUGUCAAGUGGGAAUCAUGCUUGGUGGCUUGCUUGCAUCUACUGGUCUCAUCCUGGGCUCAUUUGCUACCAGUUUGAAGCAUCUCUACCUCACUCUGGGAGUUCUUACAGGUCUUGGAUUUGCACUCUGUUACUCUCCAGCUAUCGCCAUGGUUGGCAAGUAUUUCAGCAAACGGAAAGCCCUGGCCUAUGGGAUCGCCAUGUCAGGAAGUGGCAUUGGUACCUUCAUCUUGGCCCCUGUGGUUCAGCUCCUCAUUGAACAGUUUUCCUGGCGGGGAGCACUCCUCAUUCUAGGUGGCUUUGUUUUGAAUCUCUGUGUUUGUGGGGCUUUGAUGCGACCCAUUACUCUUAAAGAGGAUCAUCCGACUCCAGAGCAGAACCAUGUGGAUCGAACUCAGAAACAAGACUGUAAGCAGGCUUCGUCCUGUUCCAAUUUGACCAAAGAAUGGAUGCAGACCUGCUUUUGGGACUCUUUGCAACAGGAAUACAGCUUUUUGCUGACCUCAGACUUUGUCGUAUUAGCCAUCUCUGUCCUGUUUAUGGCGUAUGGCUGCAGCCCCCUCUUUGUCUACUUAGUGCCUUAUGCUCUGAGUGUCGGAGUGAAUCACCAGCAAGCUGCUUUCCUGAUGUCCAUACUUGGUGUGAUCGACAUUAUUGGCAAUAUCACCUUUGGAUGGCUGACAGACAGAAGAUGUCUGAAGAAUUACCAGUAUGUUUGCUACCUCUUUGCCGUGGGACUAGAUGGACUCUGCUAUCUCUGCCUCCCCCUGCUUCAGAAUCUUCCUCUGCUAGUGCCUUUCUCGGUUACCUUUGGCUACUUUGACGGUGCCUACGUGACCCUGAUUCCAGUAGUGACGGCAGAAAUCGUGGGGACUACCUCGCUAUCCUCAGCACUUGGUGUGGUCUACUUCCUUCACGCGGUGCCAUACUUGGUGAGCCCACCCAUCGCAGGAUGGCUGGUAGACACGACUGGAAGUUAUACUGCAGCAUUUCUUCUCUGUGGAUUUUCCAUGAUAUUUAGUUCAGUGUUGCUUGGCUUUGCUAGACUUGUAAAGAAGAUGAAAAAAAGCCAACUGCAAUUCCUUGCCAAAGAAGCUGAUCCCAAGCUGCAUCUCUGGACUAAUGGAUCAGUGGCGUAUUCUGUAACAAGAGAAUUAAAUCAGAAAGAUGGGGAGUCUGAGGCUCUUACGGUGUCCACCUGACCCAGGACUUUAAGCCUGUGAAUAAAUCUUCAGGGCACAAGAAGAGAGAACAUGAAAUUAUACAUGAUUUAGAAGAUUUUUAUUUUGGCAGAAGGAUUAAGUUCCAAGAAAAUCAUUGUUAUUUUCUUGUUAACAGGUUCAUAAAGGAAACUAGCAAAUAGCAAAGCAAACUUGUCUGGCUCCAAGUUUCCCCAUGUGCAGUUUGCAUUUCACAAUUGAAUUUACCUCUUUUGGAUAAUAACAUCAUUCCAUGAAGAAUGUAAAGGACAAAGCUGAUAUAAUUAUCUGUAAUUAAGGGUAAUUUCCAGACAUCUUAGACCCAAGCAGAUGACCAGUAGGUAGUAAAUUUCUUCCAAAUUCUCUGGUCCUUUCUCUUCCUUCCACCAUUAUAAGGAGAGCAGAGUUCUUGACAAGUAGAUCAACCUACUUUAUGGUUUUUGGAGAAGUAGGAUGAAGGACUCAGUUUUGGAGUAGCAGUUGAUGUUGAAUAUGCCCAAAACUCACUGGGGUCUAUUCCCACCUUACAACCAUAUUUCCUGGCCCCCACCCCUUUGUUUUUCCAACCAGCUCUUUCUUUGUGGAAGUUACCCCUUUGAAAAUCAAAAUAAUCAUGGAAUACCAUGCUUUUCUGGAUUGUAAGACCAGACAACCCUAUCUGGUAAGAUCUUCGAGAAGAACACUGGAAAUUAAAAGCUUAUUUACUAAGAUUAUGUCCUAGGCACUCAACCUCUGUUUCUAGCCUUUAUAAUGUUCUACCCCAGAGGGGUUUGUUUUUAUUUCCAUUGGUUUUUGUUUUCUUUCAAAACCUGGGAUUGAAUUUAGGACCUCACACAUACAAGGCCAAGUGGUCUAAAGCAGAGCCACUUCCUUGAUCCUGUAAUGCUUCUUCUAAAUUCACUCUCAGUGUAGCAGAAGUGCAAGUCAUAAGGGCAAUUUCUCAGUCUUAUCUGAAAUGUUAACACCAACACUUCCCUCCACUCCCCCCAACUCCUUUUUUUCCCCUUCUGAAUUAAAUCUCUUAUUUAAAUUGCAGACACAUUCCUCUUAGGAACAGAAAAAUGUUGACAGGAUUCCAACUGGGCAGGAAUUGAAUUCUUGAAUCAGCAGGUCUCUAGUGAGAGUUUUCUUUUCAGAUUAGACUUCUAGGUUCAUCAUCAUUCAGAACAGGAUCUGACAGUUUUGCUUGGAAAACAAAAACAAAAACAAAAACAACAACCACCAUGAUUCUAAAAUAAUCCAAAGGUGAUAUUCCUUUAUUCCUGUGUGAAUUCUUGGUGUACUGUCCUUCAUCAAUUUAUGUAGGCCUUGGAAACUUGUGGGCUUUUUCAUUCAUUUGUAGUGAAUGCUUUUAGGAUUAAUGUCGGCAUCCUUACACCCUCAUAAAUUAUAGUGUGGGCCCAGGGAGAGGAAGGAGGAAGUUUCUGCAAAAAAGAAACAAACAAAAAACAACAAGGAAGACCCAAGGUUGACUGAACAUGUUGAGUAAGAGUUUUCUCCAAGAGUUUUUGGAAAUAGACUAAGCAAGAAGGAAGACUAAGAUUGAUGAAGCAGCUUGCAUUUCAAUGUCUUUGCCUGGAACUGUAUUAUAUGAUAAUCUGCAAUACUAACAGCUAGUUUGCAGAAUUAAAUGCUGGCUUGACUUAAUGGGAGAAAACUGUAGUCAUUCGUAAUUCUUUUCCAAAGAGAAAUUUGAAUGUUAUUUGUUGCCUUUUUACUUCAUUUGAAAGUUUUGUUUUGAAUCCAUUUACCUUCCCAUUUACCACUUAAAGAUUAAGUUUAGAAAGUGUAAAAGUCAAAAUGAAAAUGAAGUUCUAUGUAUUUGGAAUAGCACUUUACACUGAAUGUUAUUUCUUGAAUCUUUGAGAAGGAAGAUCUUGUUUUGGUUUUUAAAUAUAUAACUAGUUUAAAUAUAUGUAUUUUCAUAUUAAGUAUCAUAGUAAAAUUUUGUUUAUAUGGUUCUGUAAUAAAAUUUCUAUAAACUAUUAUAUAUUCAUGAAAAUAGGCAUAAAUAACAGUUUUUUAAAGUUUAUAUAAAAUAUUCGGGAUAGUUGACUAUAUAUAAAUUUAUAGUUACAUUCCUCUCUGGAGCAGCAUUUUAAAGCAUUUUCAAGGACCAGUAAGGAAAAUAUAGAGUCUCCUGGUGUUUUCUACACAAAAUUUUGCUGUUAAGGAUCCGUGUUUAUUUUAAAUUGAUUUAUGGGGGUAAAAUGUUUUGUGGAAUCAAUAACAAAAUUAUGGUGGGAUAAAUCUACAUCUUAAAUUAUCUUUGUAUCACUGAGAGCUUUAUUUUGACAUUGACAGAGCAAAAGAAAUUACUUUUUUUAGAUGCACUGUACCAUUGGGCCUUUUCUUUGAUCCAGAUUCAGUUUCACUAAUCAAUGGACUAUUUACACUAAUGUUUUCUUCUUUCAAAAUUGUAAUAAAAUGAUGAAAUGA